Condylura cristata (star-nosed mole) is the source of this 2089-nucleotide messenger RNA. It is a transcript of the gene WSB2, whose product is annotated as WD repeat and SOCS box containing 2. Gene Ontology annotation, molecular function: protein binding. NCBI's taxonomy places the organism in Eukaryota, Metazoa, Chordata, Mammalia, Eulipotyphla, Talpidae. The transcript is spliced from 8 exons. Gene Ontology annotation, biological process: intracellular signal transduction. Bases 17 to 1237 code for a protein of 406 amino acids. The record is from RefSeq and is a predicted model, not a curated record.
UGAGGGUGUUUGCAGCAUGCUGUCUCCUGUCUCAGAGGAACCGCUGCUGCUGGCUGAGCUCAAGCCCGGACGCCCCCACCAGUUUGAUUGGAAGUCGAGCUGUGAAACCUGGAGUGUCGCCUUCUCCCCAGACGGCUCCUGGUUUGCCUGGUCUCAAGGACACUGCAUCGUCAAGCUGAUCCCCUGGCCGCUGGAGGAGCAGUUCGUCCCUAAAGGGUUUGAAGCCAAAAACCGAAGCAGCAAAAAUGAUACAAAAGGGCGAGGCAGCCCAAAGGAGAAGACUUUGGACUGCGGUCAGAUUGUCUGGGGCUUGGCCUUCAGCCCCUGGCCCUCUCCGCCCAGCAGGAAGCUUUGGGCACGCCACCAUCCACAAGCACCAGACGCCUCCUGCCUGAUCCUCGCUACAGGACUCAAUGAUGGGCAGAUCAAGAUUUGGGAGGUGCAGACAGGACUCCUCCUCCUAAAUCUUUCCGGCCACCAAGAUGUCGUGAGAGAUCUGAGCUUCACACCCAGUGGCAGUUUGAUUUUGGUCUCUGCAUCUCGGGAUAAGACUCUUCGCAUCUGGGACCUGAACAAACAUGGUAAACAGAUUCAGGUGCUGUCAGGCCACCUGCAGUGGGUUUACUGUUGCUCCAUCUCCCCGGACUGCAGCAUGCUGUGUUCUGCAGCUGGAGAGAAGUCAGUCUUUCUGUGGAGCAUGCGGUCUUACACGUUAAUUCGGAAGCUAGAGGGCCACCAAAGCAGCGUUGUCUCUUGUGACUUCUCGCCUGACUCGGCCUUGCUUGUCACAGCUUCUUAUGAUACCAACGUGAUCAUGUGGGACCCCUACACCGGCGAGAGGCUGAGGUCACUCCACCACACCCAGCUGGACCCCCCCAUGGAUGACAGCGACGUCCACAUCAGCUCCCUGAGAUCCGUGUGCUUCUCUCCCGAAGGCUUGUACCUCGCCACCGUGGCCGAUGACAGACUCCUCAGGAUCUGGGCCCUGGAACUGAAAACUCCAAUUGCAUUUGCUCCUAUGACCAAUGGUCUUUGCUGCACAUUUUUUCCACAUGGUGGAGUUAUUGCCACAGGGACAAGGGACGGCCAUGUCCAGUUCUGGACAGCUCCUAGGGUCCUCUCAUCACUGAAGCACUUAUGCCGGAAAGCCCUUCGAAGUUUCCUAACAACCUACCAAGUGCUAGCACUGCCAAUCCCCAAGAAGAUGAAAGAGUUCCUCACAUACAGGACUUUUUAAACAAUGUGACCUAAGUCUUGUUUUUGUUUUGUGUUGGUAGCAGGAUUGAUCUUUGUGGCAAAGGAGUGUCUGAAAUGAUGGGCCAAACAUCUGGUUGGGUUGAAGGAUUUCUCUUUGGGAUUGUGAGUAGAAUGUAGCAAAACCAGAUCCCAGUGGCCUAGUCAUGGGCCUUUAUCUCCAUGAUGUGUGACAGUCAGUCAGAGGAGGGGAGGCCGACUCCAUAGCAGCAGCUCCUGACCCUAAAACUUCCAUCCACUUAUAAACAGCAAUGUUGAACUCUUUCUAGUCAUUUCGAUUCAACGUGCAGUUAUUUAUGUUUUGAUCAGUCACUGGGCCUCUGAGCCUCUGAGGUGGGAGCUCAGACUCGCCCCACUGGCAUGUCUGGCUCCCACUGUGUCCUCACGUUGUGGCUUUCAGGUGCAGUGGCAGCUGUCCGUUCUCAUCACAACCGCUCUCCUUCCUCUGGCCCUGCGUUAACCAGCAGGACCAAGGUUCCAUGGAGCAGUCUGGGGUGGUGUUACUUAGCCUAGCUGGCCUGCAGGUGACUCACAGGCUGGGCCCCUAACGGACAGACACUAUGAUUUGGCUUUCUUCUCCCCUAAACAGUGGCGUGCAUGUGCAGAUGACAAGUGUGUCAGGUUACACGAGGAUAUAUUCCUAAACUGCAUGACUGUUCAAUGGCUGAGUUGUCUGUUGUUUGCCAUUCGUUAGCAUAUUUAUUUGUAUUUUCUCAACAGAUGUUAAGGUACAACUGUGUUUUUCUUGAUGGUAUCUAAAAACCAUAGUACUUCGGUUGAACAGUUGUGAAGAUGUCUCUUAAUUGCGUAAAGAAUUGGUGUUGUCGUAACUUCA